CUUAGCACACUGCGGUGCACUCAUUAGGUGCACAAGAUGUGACUUUUGUGAAUUUAUACUGGCUUCAUUUAGAAGUAUGAUGGCAUAUUUGGGAAGGAGAGCAGCUACAUUCCACUGCAUCUCUAUUUAAAGCUACAUUCGGCAAUGGGUUAGCAGUUCACGUACCAUAAUUUUAUAACUGGUCAACUAAUCGAGGGAAGCAAUGGGCAACUCAGGUCAAAUGAAUGCUUCACGUUUAGUUAUGCCAGCCCUUCUCAUGGUUGGUUGGAUUGUGGGAUGUGCAGUGGUGGUCUACUUUGUCUUUUCUUAAGUAGACAUGAAGACAUGUUGACUGAAAUAAUAGCAGAAGAACACUAUUUUAAUGGGCUAAACCAAAAACUCAUAUGCAAAUAGAAAUUCUACUUUAACUAGUGUUUCCAUUUUUGCUUUUACAAACUUGUUAAUUCAUUAUAAGUCAAAUGUAUUUCUUGAAUGAUUGGAUUUGUUAUAAGUGACAACUAGAUUAUACAAUAAAUUAUUUAUGUAAAAAACUUAAAAUGUAAUUGCUUUAAACUUGCAUCACACUUUAUAUGUUGGCAUAUAUCUAGAGAAUCCCUUUAGUACAAGUUAUCAUAAUCUACCCAUCUGUCAUACAAUUACUGAACCUCUUAACCAUUUUGUGUAUACAUAUAUCUAUAGAACUGCUUAUCCAUUUUUGGUGAAAGAGCCUCUUCAAUUGUUAGCAUCUGAGAUAUG
Molecule: messenger RNA, 735 nt
Organism: Polyodon spathula (Mississippi paddlefish)
Lineage: Eukaryota; Metazoa; Chordata; Actinopteri; Acipenseriformes; Polyodontidae
Product: sarcoplasmic/endoplasmic reticulum calcium ATPase regulator DWORF-like
Exons: 3
Coding region: 203-310 (35 amino acids)
Biological process (GO): regulation of ATPase-coupled calcium transmembrane transporter activity; regulation of slow-twitch skeletal muscle fiber contraction
Source: RefSeq, a predicted model, not a curated record